AUGAAGCUGUCAGACAUCACACCAGCCUUACCUGCAAAACAUCUGAAUAACCCACCUGUGUUUACUAAACCGGGUGAAACAAUUAAUUUACCUUGCUUUUACCAGAGCCAAAUAGCCAUGCACUUCUCAUGGUACAAGCAUGAACCUGGACAGAAUCCCAGGCUCAUCUCCACCAUUUACAAAAACACACAGAUCUCAGAUUCUGCAACAUACUACUGUGGAAGCGCUUAUUCCAACGUAAUGGAAUUCGUUGAAGGCACAGAGUUGAUAGUUGAAGGGUUGAAAAGCUACACUGUUGUAAAACAACAUGCUUUCAUUCCAUUACAUUCUGGAGAUUCAGUGAAUCUUACGUGCACCGUUUUAAAUCAGACCUGUGUAGGAAACCACAGUGUGUACUGGCUCAUACAUGAAUCACAAGAAUCUCAUCCAAAAAUCAUUGGCGCACAUGGAACGAGUACUGGUCAGUGUGAUCGGAUCUCUGAAUCUGGUUUUACAGUACGUAGAUGUGUCUACAGCUUCUCUAAGAAGGACCUCAAUCUGUCUGAUGCUGGGACUUACUACUGCGCUGUUGCUGCGUGUGGGGAGAUACUGCUUGGGAACGGAACCAAAUUGGACAUUAUAGGUGCAGAUUCCACACAGAUGAUGACUUUUGUUCUUCUUUCCUUUGUUAGAACAGUCCUUCUUUUAAUCACUAUUGCCACAGUUAUUGUUUGGUACUGCAUGAAAUCAAAAAGAAUGUCAAAAGAGGGCUGUUCUUCAUCUGCCAUCCGAGAUAAACGAUCCCGACCAGAGGGAAGACUAGGGGCAAGUUGUUCAAAAGUAAUCUGAUCAGAUUAUCGGAUUGGAUCAAAUCUUGAAAAUGAGUAGUUCAAAAGGGGGGGGAGGAUUAUGAAAUCAGAUUAGAUCACAAAAUCCAAACUUGGUUUUGAUCUGGAUAAAAUCAUCAGUUUUUGUUGUUCAAAACUUUUCUGUAAGAUUUAAGUAACUUUGAGCCAAAAAAAUCUGGAUUGUACUGAUCCCAUCAGAAGGGUGGAUUUCAGGAGCAAAAAUAUAAUAAAACUUUAAAAAUGGUCAAAAAAAAAAAAAAAAUUAUCAUGCAAUAUACAUUCACACACAUUUUGUGUUUCUCUUGAUUAACUGUUAAAGUAUAAUUAGAAGUAGACAUUAGUAUACAUAUUUAGCCUUGCGGUAACUGUAAAGUAAAAAAAAGAGAUUUUGGUGCCAUAAAAUAAUCCCCAAACAGCUGUAAAUAUCAAACAAAAUAAUUAUAUUUGAAAAUAUUAUAAAGUGUUUUUUUAUCACUGUUUGUAAACUACAUUGGCACAAUCAUAAGAGAUGAACCAGUCAAAAGUUCUUUGCGAGCGAACGCAAAGUUUCUCGGGUGAACGCUGUGCGAAACGUUUCUGAGAGAACGCAAAAGUAUUGAAAUCCCGCCCCCAUCUCAUCUUCUUUCUAUCACCAUGUCCCUUUAGGGGCUCCGUAGAGCACUAGUAACCCAGAUUUGGUAAUUUGAAAAAGUGUGCAUCUGGAUCAGGGUUAUCCAAUGCGAUUUUGCUUUGAAAAAACAGCACAAAAGUAAGAUGGAUUACCUGAUCCUGGAUAGCGAAACAUGGGGUUUCCAAAUCCGGAUCAUUCUGAUCCAGAUUAAACUUUUUGAACAACUGGCCCCAGGUCUUUUGAUGAAAUCAGCUUCUGAUCAUCCGUAAUAUACAACAUAUAUCACUGCAAAUUAAUGGGAUGAAUAGACUUGAAACAUGUAUUCGUCAUGUAAUUUAAUGCUUGGGUGCACGGUCUGCUUAAUAUCUGCUAACAUUUUAUUUUGAUGCUUCCCCACUGACAUUUUACUGGCUAUAAGUAGCUUUGCAAGUACAUGUCAACUUAUUCUACUAAUCUAACAGUCUACUGAUAUUGAACUAAUACUCUAAUGAGAGUUACUUGACAUUGAGGUCCAACGUUACUUACUGGCAACAGAAUGUCUAAAAAGGAAACCAUUAAAAUAAAGUGUAACCAAUGUUUGUAAUGUCUCCUUGUUAGAAAUAAACUGUCCAAU
This is a messenger RNA of Ctenopharyngodon idella (grass carp), 2050 nucleotides long. It is a transcript of the gene nitr9, whose product is annotated as novel immune-type receptor 9. NCBI's taxonomy places the organism in Eukaryota, Metazoa, Chordata, Actinopteri, Cypriniformes, Xenocyprididae. The record is from RefSeq and is a predicted model, not a curated record. Gene Ontology annotation, biological process: response to bacterium.